Exophiala xenobiotica is the source of this 2469-nucleotide messenger RNA. RefSeq lists its product as uncharacterized. The coding region runs from base 135 to 2384 and encodes 749 amino acids. The record is from RefSeq and is a predicted model, not a curated record. Gene Ontology annotation, biological process: ergosterol biosynthetic process; triterpenoid biosynthetic process. The transcript is spliced from 2 exons. Gene Ontology annotation, cellular component: lipid droplet. Lineage: Eukaryota; Fungi; Ascomycota; Eurotiomycetes; Chaetothyriales; Herpotrichiellaceae. Gene Ontology annotation, molecular function: lanosterol synthase activity.
CUCUGGGUUGGGGGUUUUUGGCGAUGAUUUACCUGGAUGACAACGACGUCUGAAGGCCCUCUGCGAUCAUUCUCCGCUGCGUUAUCGAGUCCUGGCAGACUGGCAUCAUGCUACAUUAACAGCCACAUCCUACUAUGGCGCCGACGCGACUUUCUGCUCAAAAGGCGGUCAAUGGUGCCCCCAUCGACCAAGUGAAUGGCCACGCGAAAGGUCACGCCAACGGUCAAAUCGCUGACCGUCACAACGACAGACUCGACCGUUCAAGAUGGAGACUGCUAGAUGAGUCAGGCCGUCACACAUGGCACUAUCUGAAAUCAGACCAAGAAAUCCAAGAAUGGCCGCAGACGAUCGCAGACAAGUACCACUUGGGUCUAGCAACAAACCUCCCUGACCUCCCACCUGCCUCGAAACCAUCAGAGUCAAUAGAUAAUUGUCUGACAUUCUACUCGAAACUCCAACUCCCUCCCGGAAACUGGGCCUGUGAAUAUGGCGGCCCUCUUUUCCUGCUCCCUGGCAUUGUCAUGUGCUGGUACGCCACGGAUACACCCAUCCCACCGGAAUACCAGAUCGAAAUGAGAAAUUACCUGUUUGCGAGACAGAACAAAGACGGCGGAUGGGGUCUACACGUCGAGGGACACAGUUCAGUUUUCGGGACAGCCAUGAACUAUACAGUCCUGCGCAUCCUCGGUUCCAGCGAGGAAGAUCCGCGCAUGAUUAAAGCAAGAGGCAAACUCCAUCAACUUGGUGGUGCUAUCAAUGGUCCUCACUGGGCCAAGUUCUGGCUGAGUGUUCUGGGUGUUACACAAUGGAGCAUCGUCAAUCCUGUCCCUCCAGAACUAUGGCUUCUCCCAGACUGGGUGCCCAUACAUCCCUGGAGAUGGUGGAUACACAUGCGACAAGUCUUCUUGCCAAUGAGCUACAUCUGGUCCAAGAAAUACACCAUGCCCGAGAACGCACUCAUUCGCUCGCUACGUCAAGAACUCUUUGUCCAACCCUACGAGACAAUCGACUUCGGUGCACACCGCAACUCCAUCGCCCCAGAAGAUAACUACCAUCCCAAAACCUGGAUCCUCAACCUCAUCAUGUUCAUCCUAGUGUGGAUCUGGAUUCCUUGCCUCCGCACGCGAUCUAUCAUCGAAAAGGCCGAAGCCUGGGCCUGGCGCCUUGUCCAGUACGAAGACCACAACACCGACUACGCUGACCUUGCACCCGUCAGCGCACCGAUGAACACGCUCGUGUGCUAUCUCCACGAAGGGCCCAAGAGCUACUCCUUCCAGCGGCACCUCUACCGACUCAAGGAUUAUCUCUGGGUCAACAAAGAAGGCAUGCUUGCUAACGGCACCAAUGGUGUCCAAGUCUGGGACACAGCCUUUACCAUUCAAGCCUGCGUCGAAGCCGGUCUCGCAGACUCGCCGAAAUGGAAAUCCAUGCUUACUCAGGCCCUGUCAUACCUCGAAUCAGAGCAGAUCCGCGAAGAAGUGCCGGACCGCGAAAUUUGCUACCGCCAAUCGCGUAAGGGCGCGUGGCCUUUUUCCACGAAACUGCAGGGAUACACUGUAUCGGACUGUACCAGCGAAGCGCUACGCGCCGUGUUGCUCCUGCAAAAUGCGCACAAUUACAAACCACUGCUUGACGACAGCAGGAUCAAAGACGCCGUCGACGUCCUGCUGACCAUGCAGAACAAGCAUACCGGGGGCUUCGCUAGCUACGAGCCCCAGCGCGGCAGCGAGUAUCUCGAAAUGCUCAACGCAGCAGAGGUCUUUGGCCGGAUCAUGGUUGAGUACGACUACCCAGAGUGCACGACCGCGGUUGUCACAGUUCUCUCUUUGUUUCAGAAAUUCUACCCGGACUACCGCACUGGCGAGAUUCGUCGCAUCAAGGAGACCGCUUGCCAGUAUAUCCGCCGCGCCCAGCGCGACGAUGGAUCCUGGUACGGCAGUUGGGGGAUAUGUUUCACGUACGGCGCCAUGUUCGCGCUCGAAUCCUUGUCGUCUGUCGGCGAGACCUACACCAACUCAAGCCGCGUCAAGAAGGCAUGCGACUUCUUGAUAGGCCACCAAAUGCCCGACGGCGGGUGGGGCGAGAGCUACCGUGCAAGCGAACUGAAGGUCUGGGUGGACCACCCGGAAAAGUCGCAGGUCGUGCAGACGUGCUGGGCGGCCAUUGCGCUGAUGUAUGCUGGCUUUCCGGACAAAGCGCCCAUUCGACGGGCGCUGCAAAUGGUCAUGGGUCGUCAGCAGGCUAAUGGCGAGUGGUUGCAGGAAAGCAUCGAGGGCGUGUUUAAUUGCAGUUGCAUGAUCACGUAUCCGAACUAUAAGUUCUACUUCCCGGUCAAGGCGCUGGGCAUGUACAAGGCUAGGUGGGGGGAUGAAGUUCUUCUGUGAUUUGAAUAGAGUAAAAGAGUUGGAAAUAAGCGCAAAACAAUUGACAGGGUGUUUACAUUAUGUAGGCAUUGAAGCUGAUGUUGAU